GUUUGGCCCCUCCGCCGCGCCGUUGCUCGUUGCCAUAGCGACGCACGGUGCGGCCUAGUGUGUGUGGGCCGCGCGAUGUCGUACCGCGAUGUGCGCAACCUGACCGAGAUGCUGCGGGCCCUGGGCUACCCCCGCCUGGUCUCAAUGGAGAACUUCCACGCGCCCAACUUCGCGCUGGUGGCCGAACUGCUGCUGUGGAUGGUGAGGAGGUAUGAGCCUCAGUCUGACAUUCCCUCUGAUGUUGAGACGGAACAGGACCGGGUUUUCUUCAUUAAGGCUGUGGCUCAGUUCAUGGCUACCAAGGCCCACAUAAAGCUCAACACCAAGAAGCUUUACCAGGCAGAUGGCUACGCGGUGAGAGAACUGCUGAAAGUCACCUCUGUGCUUUACAGCGCAAUGAAUACGGGGGGAAUGGAGCACACAGACAUCAUUGAGGAAGACAGCAGCAAAUUCAAGUUUGAUCUUGGUUCAAAAAUUGCUGACUUGAAGGCAACUAGACAGCUUGCUUCUGAAAUCACCUCCAAAGGAGCAAAUCUGUAUGACUUACUUGGCAAAGAGGUAGAACUAAGGGAAUCAAGGACAGAAGCCAUUGCCAGACCUUUGGAGAUAAACAAAGCUGAGAAGAUGAUGAAAGUUGCCAUCAACUGUGUUCUGGAAGAGGUCCAAAAGACAAAGGACAUGUUGAGUAAUGUGGCUUUGGACGAAGCCAACUUGGAAGCCAAGAUUGAAAAAAGGAAACUGGAGCUGGAAAGAAGCCAGAAGAGGCUGCAGACCCUACAGAGCGUUCGUCCUGCUUUUAUGGAUGAAUAUGAGAAAAUUGAAGAGCAGCUGCAGAAGCAAUACACUACCUACCUAGAAAAAUUCCAUAACCUGACCUACCUGGAGCAGCUCUUGGACGAUCAACAUCGGACUGAGCAGGAGAUGUUUGAGGAAGCAGCAAACAUGCUGCGUCUGAUGCAGAACAGGCUGAAGGAGGAGGAACAACGCCUGCUUAGGAGUGGAAGUAAUGAUGAUUCUGACGUGGAGAUUCAGGAGGAUGAAAGCUCUGACAGUGAAUCGGAGGACAGGCAGCUCGGAAAGCAGCACGCAGCCUUGCAGACAGUGAUGCCAGGAAGAGCCCGGAUCGUGGGAACAAUGCAGGGUGGAGACACAGAGGAAGAUUUGGGAGCUGCCCCAGCCCAGCCAGGCAAGUGCGGGAUCAUCACCAAGGCUCAGGAUGAUUCAGGGGAUAGUGAGAUUGGUCUGGAUGAUGAUGAAGAUGAUGAGGAGGAUGUGGAAGAUGACAGCAUGGAAAUCUCCCCGAGCAAAUCCAGCCACCGAGCAAAGAAGCCAGAGCCUCUGGAGGAAAGUGAUAAUGACUUCUGACCCUUCAGCAGCAGGACCAGGAGGCACCUUGAAAUGCAGACUUCAGAGAGCACAUGGGCCAGGAACUAAUAACACCCUGCCAUCCGGAAAGUGCUCGUCAGCACGAGUUCAGGAGUUGGUAAAUAAUGUUCAUUAAACUUGAAAAUUAAACUUGGAUUGCCAGUCUUGUGACUGCAAAGUAUGAGCAGUUUAUCCAUAAUGAGAAUCACAGUAAUGUGGAGUGCUGUUAUUUCCAUAAUUGCAUUAGAACUGGCCCUCAUGCGCUGCGGUGCCAGAAGUCUCACUUCAGUGAGCAUCAUGUGCUUGAUUUCCCUGCACUUUAUUAUGACCAAACAGAUUUUUUUUUGCCUUAAUAAAGCUGGAUAAAAGCUGC
Coturnix japonica (Japanese quail) is the source of this 1738-nucleotide messenger RNA. It is a transcript of the gene IFT38, whose product is annotated as intraflagellar transport 38. The record is from RefSeq and is a predicted model, not a curated record. Gene Ontology annotation, cellular component: microtubule organizing center; intraciliary transport particle B; cilium. Lineage: Eukaryota; Metazoa; Chordata; Aves; Galliformes; Phasianidae. Gene Ontology annotation, biological process: cilium assembly.